ACUUAUUACGCAUACACAAUCGUGGCGUCUCGCUUACCGGCUGGGUGAGGCGGUAUGCUGGUCCAGUUUAUUAUAUUUUGUUUCCAUUUUACUAUUUCGACUGGCUUUCGUUUCGUUGAUGUUGAAGAGAAUGCGAAUGUUGGGAUACCCUUCACUCUGACCUGGCAUAGGGAUCCAGGCGACCCACUGGAAUUUCAGUUUGAGCAAAGAAAUGUCUCCCAACCGGCUGGUCAAGGAGAGCUAAUACCUUUCACACCGCCUGAUAAUGGUACCACCGACGGUAUAGUGACCGUCAAUUUUCCAGCUCCUGGAACAUAUGUCGUUGAAAUAAUAGUCGACAACCACUCAAUAAGAGCGACGAGCUCGCCAAUUUUUGCUAGUAAUCAAGAUGCCCAAAAUAAUCACAGUCUUGCGCCGUCAUCUACCUCUUCAGCCCCGGUCAUAAUAAGUACUCAAAGCUUCAACCCCUCUUCUGAGCCGAUAUCAUUGAACUUUGCUCGUAGUUCCUCAUCUGGAGUAUCAACCACUGAGAGCUCCUCCCAAAUCAGUGAAAGCGGCUCGACUGCUGGUAGUGCUUCAACAACUACCAACAUCCUUACACCUUCAUCUGACCUCUCUUACACUAGUGAUGCUGCCUCGCAUAUCACCGAAAGCGGUUCGAUCGCUGGUAGUCCUUCAAUAACUGCCUCCACCCCUGCAUCUACAUCUAACAACUCCUCGCAUAAACCACGCAACACAUCGACAAUAAUUGGAGCCGUGAUUGGCCCUAUACUGUUCUUCAUCCUCCUUUCUGUAGGAGUAGUUGUUUAUCGCCGCCUACGCAGGAAUAGAAACCACCGAUCAUCACCCAGAUCCAUCGUUGCGUUUCGAGACCAACAAAUACAGCCUUCCUCCCAGGAUCCGGAGCAUGGCGUGAUGCACAAGCUGCGAGGACCAGAUGCAUCUGUACCAGCUUCAGUGGAAGUAGGGCCCGAAGCACCGAUUUUGUCAUCAAUAGAUUCUGGGAUGGCAGAAUUAGGAACCGAAGAUGCAGAGUCAACGGACCAUCUUCCAGGCAAGGGGGAAAGGCGGGCGUUGGCUGCAAGUCCAAUUUCUGUAUCCCAAGAUGAUCAUUCCCCCGCACAUCUGCCUCUCAGAGGUUUAGCCGAAUCCGACAGUCGUCAAAUUCCGGAUGAAGAGCCGAUAUCGCACGCAAGUACUUCAGCACUACGACCUCGUGAAACGAAGGAUGAAAUGGCCGAAGAGAUCCUCAGGUUGCGUACCCAAAUCCAGCAGCUCACCAUCGAGAGACCGUCGGUAUGGAAUCAAGGUAGCGAGAGGGACCCUCCUCCGGCAUAUGUUGAAGAAGUAUAACAGGAACGGACGUGUAACUCUGAUACCUGGUGAAAUGAUGGGAUUCAUUAUUAGGGACUAUCAUUUAAGGAAAUUUGCAGCAUUGUUGAACGGAUAUUUAUUUCAUUAAAUUUUGUUCUUAUAAUAUCUACGGUACUUGCUUCUGUUACUACUUGGUCGACUCUUGAUUUGUUUUUAGGGUCUGUCGUUUUAAAAAGUAGUUUAGAGAAGGUGGCAGCAUUUUUGGAUGAAAUUUUGUUUCAUUUUCUUGCUAUUCAUUUUCGUGCUAUAGUAGUAUCUGCAAUGUGUGAUUCUAAACCUAAAGGUGCCAGUAUCUCAGGAUUCAAUUCUCCGCUAUGCCUGUUGGGAUUCAGGGGCUUUGACGCCAAUUCGACACGACAACCAAUUAGUCACGUGGCCGCUCUCACGAAGUUUGAAAUCCAUCACCAUUCCAUGGUUAGUAGUUACCUCCGCCACAAAGGCUG
Messenger RNA from Desarmillaria tabescens, 1817 nucleotides. RefSeq lists its product as uncharacterized. Bases 55 to 1353 code for a protein of 432 amino acids. The transcript has 8 exons. The record is from RefSeq and is a predicted model, not a curated record. NCBI's taxonomy places the organism in Eukaryota, Fungi, Basidiomycota, Agaricomycetes, Agaricales, Physalacriaceae.